This is a messenger RNA of Haemorhous mexicanus (house finch), 564 nucleotides long. RefSeq names its product ribosomal protein L39 (gene RPL39). Lineage: Eukaryota; Metazoa; Chordata; Aves; Passeriformes; Fringillidae. The record is from RefSeq and is a predicted model, not a curated record. Gene Ontology annotation, molecular function: structural constituent of ribosome. The annotation marks the transcript as partial. Gene Ontology annotation, cellular component: cytosolic large ribosomal subunit; ribosome. Gene Ontology annotation, biological process: translation. The transcript is spliced from 3 exons.
ACUCGCACAAACUCGCUCGGCCGCCGCCGUCCGUCACUGCGUGGGGGCCGCCGGGCCGGCAGGGGGCGCUGCGCCCGCUCCGCCACGGCCGCUCCGCCCUCUUUCCGCCUCCUCGGACGCCGCCAUCGCCGGGACGCCGCGCCGCUCCGCGCCAUGUCGUCGCACAAGACGUUCAAGAUCAAACGCUUCCUCGCCAAGAAGCAGAAGCAGAACCGGCCCAUCCCGCAGUGGAUUCGCAUGAAAACCGGCAAUAAGAUCAGGUACAACUCCAAAAGGAGGCACUGGAGGAGGACCAAACUGGGCUUGUAAGAGAGACUGUCCCAGGAGCUCUAAUGAACAUUGGUCUUUCUGUGUCAGAUCGAUAACAGCCUCAAGUCAUUCCUUCUGUGAUGCUGGACUGCAGUCCCCAGUGUGGGGUUUUUAUAAGCUGGUCUGGGAUGUUGAUGUUAACUGGGAAAAUCUUUGUAUCUGAAACAUGGAGACUGUGUUCUAUUGGUGUUCUUUCAGGCAUCACCGUGAGCAUUGACACUGCACAGGCUUACUAAUAAAUAUGGACCUGAAUGA